GGGCGCCCAGACUAUGGGCAGUCGGGAGGUACUGGGCCAGGCGGCCCGGCUGGCCUCCUCCAGUCUCCUCCUGCAGGUGUUGUUUCGAUUGAUCACCUUUGUCUUGAAUGCAUUUAUUCUUCGCUUCCUGUCAAAGGAAAUUGUUGGCGUAGUGAAUGUAAGGCUAAUGCUGCUUUACUCAACCACCAUCUUCCUGGCCAGAGAGGCCUUCCGCAGAGCAUGUCUGAGUGGGGGUUCCCAGCGAGACUGGAGCCAGACCCUGAACCUCUUGUGGCUAACAGUUCCCCUGGGUGUGUUUUGGUCAUUGUUCCUGGGCUGGGUCUGGUUACAGUUGCUUGAAGUGCCUGAUCCUAAUGUCAUCCCACACUAUGGAACUGGAGUGGUGCUGUUUGCUCUCUCAGCAGUAGUGGAACUUCUAGGAGAGCCCUUUUGGGUGUUGGCACAAGCACAUAUGUUUGUCACGCUUAAGGUGAUUGCUGAGAGCCUAUCGGUAAUACUCAAGAGCGUCCUGAUAGCUUUUCUUGUGCUAUGGUUGCCUCACUGGGGACUGUACAUUUUCUCUUUGGCCCAGCUUUUCUAUACUACAGUUCUGGUGCUCUGCUAUGUUAUUUAUUUCACAAAAUUACUGGGUUCCCCAGAAUCAACCAAGCAACAAACUCUUCCUGUCUCCAGAAUAACCAAUCUGUUACCCAGUAUUACAAGAAGUGGAGCUUUUAUAAAUUGGAAAGAGGCUAAAUUGACUUGGAGUUUUUUCAAACAGUCUUUCUUGAAACAGAUUUUGACAGAAGGCGAACGAUAUGUGAUGACAUUUUUGAGUGUAUUAAAUUUUGGUGAUCAGGGUGUAUAUGAUAUAGUGAAUAAUCUUGGCUCUCUUGUAGCCAGAUUAAUUUUCCAGCCAGUAGAGGAGAGUUUUUAUGUGUUCUUUGCUAAGGUGCUGGAGAGGGAAAAGGAUGCCACUCUUCAGAAGCAGGAGGACGUUGCUGUGGCCGCUGCGGUUCUGGAGUCCCUGCUCAAGCUGGCCUUGCUCGCUGGCCUGACCAUCACUGUUUUUGGUUUUGCCUAUUCUCAGCUGGCUCUGGAUAUCUACGGAGGGACCAUGCUUAGCUCAGGAUCAGGUCCUGUUUUGCUGCGUUCCUAUUGUCUCUACGUCCUCCUGCUUGCUGUCAAUGGAGUAACCGAGUGUUUUACGUUUGCUGCCAUGAGCAAAGAGGAGGUCGACAGGUACAAUUUCACAAUGCUCGCCCUGUCCUCCUCAUUUCUGGUGUUAUCCUAUCUGCUGACCCGUUGGUGUGGCAGCGUGGGCUUCAUUUUGGCCAACUGCUUCAACAUGGGCAUCCGGAUCACCCAGAGUCUCUGCUUCAUCCACCGCUACUUCCAAAGGAGCCCUCAUAGACCCCUGGCUGGCCUGCACUUGUCACCGAUCCUCCUUGGGGCAUUUGCCCUCAGUGGUGGGAUUACUGGUGUUUCAGAGGUGUUCCUAUGCUGUGAGCAGGGCUGGGCAUCCAGGCUGGCACACAUUGCUGUGGGGGCCUUCUGUUUGGGAGUGACUCUCGGGACAGCAUUCCUCACAGAGACCAAGCUGAUCCACUUUCUCAGGACUCAGUUAGGUGGUUCCACACUCCCUGACAAAAUGACUUGACUUCAGGGAUGCCUUGACACCUGUGGCACCUGGACCAGCUAUGGGGUGGUUCUGUGGGCAGAACACAUUUUCUGUGCAAAAGCCCUGCUGAGGCAUCUGCAGUAGAGUGAGAGCAACCCAGGAGAUGGGACGACAGAGACAACCACUGGGUGAAACACCAUCCAUUUGAAGUCCC
Messenger RNA from Cynocephalus volans (Philippine flying lemur), 1814 nucleotides. It is a transcript of the gene RFT1, whose product is annotated as RFT1 homolog. Gene Ontology annotation, cellular component: endoplasmic reticulum membrane. Gene Ontology annotation, biological process: dolichol-linked oligosaccharide biosynthetic process; glycolipid translocation. The transcript has 13 exons. Lineage: Eukaryota; Metazoa; Chordata; Mammalia; Dermoptera; Cynocephalidae. The record is from RefSeq and is a predicted model, not a curated record. Bases 14 to 1639 code for a protein of 541 amino acids.